This is a messenger RNA of Indicator indicator, 531 nucleotides long. It is a transcript of the gene C33H1orf232, whose product is annotated as chromosome 33 C1orf232 homolog. Bases 1 to 531 code for a protein of 176 amino acids. Lineage: Eukaryota; Metazoa; Chordata; Aves; Piciformes; Indicatoridae. The record is from RefSeq and is a predicted model, not a curated record. The transcript is spliced from 4 exons.
AUGACCCAGGGCUUCUGGAGGCUCUACAAGGCCAAAGUGCUGCAGACCCUGGGGGGAGUGCAGGCAGAUGGAGUGCUGCGGGAGGAGGGAGACACCCCCGAACUGAUGGAGACAGACGAGAGCCCUGCGCUGAUGGAGGAGGGACCCAGCCCAAUGUCCCAGCUGGCCAGGAAGGUGCAGGGGGUGGGUGCCCGCGGCUGGCGGACGCUGUCGUCCCUCUUCACCCGUGAGGACGAGCAUCAGCUGCUCAGCCCGGAGCCCUGCGCAGACCACCCGCUGGCCGCCUCCCCUUCCGAGCCGCCCCCCUCCGAGAAGGCUCCUGGCUUUUGGGAUCUCUUUGCUACCAAGUGGCAGCAGGCAUCGGGGCCAGACAAGAGGGUGACGCCCCCGGAGCCGAGUGAGAGCCCGGGGGAGCCACCGGGUGACGACGACAGUGACCUGCGGGAGCCAGAGGAAGGAGCCUUCCACUGGGGCUUCCUGGCUGGUAAACUGGCCGAAAUACGGAAUAAAAGCGCCCCCAAGGGCAACUAG